This is a messenger RNA of Diabrotica balteata, 1256 nucleotides long. NCBI's taxonomy places the organism in Eukaryota, Metazoa, Arthropoda, Insecta, Coleoptera, Chrysomelidae. The record is from the annotation of a GenBank genome assembly.
AAUCAUUAAAAUGAAAGCUAUACAGUUAAUAUCACAAAAGAAGGAGAUUGAAUUUGUUGAGGUACCUAUACCGAAAAUUACGGAUGCUAAUGAUGUUCUAAUUAAAGUAGCCUAUUCUGGAAUAUGCGGGACAGAUCUUCAUAUUAUUGAGGGAAAAUUUCCGGUAGUAAAAGAUCAACCCCUAAUUCUAGGUCAUGAGUUUUCUGGAACUGUAGUGGAUUUUGGAAAAGAUGUAACAAUUUUUAAAGUAGGAGAUAAAGUUGCUGGAGACCCUAAUGAUUCUUGUUUGUCUUGUGAGUGGUGUCACUUGGGACAACCGCAUUUUUGUAACAAUAAUAACAAAAAUUUAGGAACUCUUAAGGAUGGAGCUUGGGCUGAAUUUGUUGUUAUACCCGCUCACAUGGUCCAUAAGUUGCCACAUAAUGUUACGUUAGAACAAGGUGCUCUAGCAGAACCAUUAUCAUGUCUCUCUCACGGACUGGACAUUGUUGAACCUAUGCCAGUAGGCUCGAAAAUUUUAAUAACUGGUGCUGGUAUAAUUGGUGUGCUAUGGGCUUGUAUUUGUCAUUUAAGAGGGCAACGAAACGUUACCGUUUGUGAACCAAAUACAGCUAGACUUGAUGUUAUAAGAAAAUUGGAUCUGAAAGUCGAAUUGGUAACUCCUGAAGAACUGAAAGCAAAAAGUAAGGAGUUGUAUGAUUUCUGUAUAGACUGUAGUGGUAAUGUAGCUGCAAUGGAAUACUCAGUAAAGCUUCUUAAAUCGGGUGGAACAUUUCUUUGUUUCGCUGUAGCUCCACCAGACGCUGAGAUAAAGAUUAACAUAUUCGAGAUGUUCAUGAGAGAAACCAGAAUAAUGGGCGUUAAAAUAAAUCCCUUUAGCUUUUUAAACGCUAUUCGACUAAUUCAUGCCAUGGAGGACAGGUAUUUACAAUAUGAAAAACUUGGAAUUAAAACUUAUAAACUAGAAGAAUACGAUUUGGCUUUAAAUGAUCUAAAAAGUGGAAAAGUUUUAAAAGCUGUUUUUAAAUUGUAAAUAAAAGAUCAAAACAAGAAGUGUUCUGUAGACAAUUAGUGCUGUGAGACAUAUUAAUGACAUCAAAUUUCUAUUAAUUUGAUUGUAAUAGUUGCACUGUGAUCAGAUGUUGAGAAAUUUAUUGAUUAUCUGUAUUAUUGGAAUGUGUUUAACCAAAGCUUUAGCUAAGUAAAAAUAAGUUUUUGUAAUAUUAUUUUAGUUUGUACGAUAAAUUUUUUUUAUA